UAAAUUAAUCGCCAGACUUGUACGGUCACAUUUAACAUUUGGAACAACAAUGCGUUUCAUUUUUGUUUAUAAUCAAAUUGUAUUACACGGCUAUUUCUUUUCCCCAGGUUUAAUUUAAUUGCCAAGAUUGACGAGUGAGAGUAAAGCAAACUUACGACACUAUUUAGCACCAAAUCGAGUGUAAAAUAGUAAAUUCUUUGAAAAAUACCGUUACUGAAUAUUUAUAAUAUUGAUGCAACACGUGCCCAACGUGACAGACAGUGCAACAUAAAGAGUUAGUGUUCGAUAGACUGUGCAAUACAGCGAAAUAAUAGCAAACAAAAUCAUUCUGUUGUAGCAUUGAGACGCGACGAAAUACAAUGGCGAGCAAGGAUAAUCAAAUGUUCCCGAUCAAAAUCACCAAUUUCAUCAAUCCACAUUUCUUUCACUUCAAAUUGGAAAGCAUUGUUGGUCAGUUUGACACUGAUACCGAAGCUCAAUUGAAAGAGAAUGCCGAAAAAUGCACACAAAAAGAUAAAGCCGGCUAUAUGCCUGAAAUCGAUGAAAUCGUUGCCGCAUACAUCGUUCCUUGGAAGAAAUGGUGUCGCGCACAAAUUGACUUAGUUCUUCAGGAAGGCAAAACGCAUAAGUAUGUUGUUUGGUGUUUGGAUCAAGGUGUACCGAUGAAAGUGGAAAGUGACAAUCUUUUGCCAAUGUCAAAAUCUUUACAAUCUUUACCAGCAGCCGUAUACACUGGUGGUUUGGCGAAGUGUGAACCAGUCGAAAUGCGGCUCAAUUUCGCGACAAUGGCUUACGAAUCGUUUGGUAUCAGCGAUUUUCCAGAAUAUUUGAUCACAAAAGCCAAACAAUUGAUUGAGGAGGCAGCGGAAAUCUUCUUUAUGCCAUCCGAACGAAUUGGUGACCAUGUUUUUGGUGAUUUGCGAAUUACAAAAUACUGCGGCAAAAAAAUUGAUUUGUUAUAUGAGUUGGCCAAAACCGAAAACAUAAAAAUUGGCACGUUUCCCAUUCCACGAGAUAUUGGUGAAAAGUUUACGAUCAAAAAACGCCGUUAUGAAAAUCAUCUAGGACACUUGAAUAUUCAAAGCUCAAUGAAACUUGCGACAGAAUUGGGAAAUUGUGCCACCAUUUCAGCGGUAUCGCUUCCAUCAACGAAAAAUUUGGAAAAUGAUGAAAAAAUCAUUUUGAAUUGGACGCGUCAAAAUAACGAAUUGGCGAAACAGGAAGAGCACAAUAUGAAAAUUGGCUUCGACAAUGUGUUGUGUGCACUGAACGAACACAAAGUGCGUGGAAUCGCAACCAUUCCAUAUCCAAGAUCGUACAUUUAUGGCAGUUCGACCACCAUUUACAAUUCGGUGUCUCAUUUGUCAUCACAAUUUGGUUCACACUCCACCAUUGCAGAAGACAAUCCAGUUGAUGAGCCGGCGCUGGUCAUGGGAUCGGAUCCUCAAAUCCACAAAAUGGAACGGCUUACGAGCAAAUUGGGUGCCACUUCGAUCAAAGCCAAAAAUACGAACGUGAAGCCAAAGAAAGAACAGAAAAAAGUUGUGUACAUUCCAAGCGGACAUGAAAGCGAUUUGGUCAAUUUUCACAAAUACAAUUUUUGAUUUAAGCAUUUCACUUGCUUAACUUUAUUCAAAAUUCAUAAAUAACAAUUAUUUCAUUUCAAUAAAUUUC
This is a messenger RNA of Contarinia nasturtii (swede midge), 1674 nucleotides long. RefSeq lists its product as uncharacterized. Lineage: Eukaryota; Metazoa; Arthropoda; Insecta; Diptera; Cecidomyiidae. The record is from RefSeq and is a predicted model, not a curated record. Bases 360 to 1604 code for a protein of 414 amino acids. The transcript is spliced from 7 exons.